Messenger RNA from Camelina sativa (false flax), 1820 nucleotides. Its product is annotated as U-box domain-containing protein 52-like. Lineage: Eukaryota; Viridiplantae; Streptophyta; Magnoliopsida; Brassicales; Brassicaceae. The record is from RefSeq and is a predicted model, not a curated record. Gene Ontology annotation, molecular function: protein kinase activity; ATP binding. Gene Ontology annotation, biological process: protein phosphorylation.
AUGGUCUUAACCAGGAAGUUUAAGAGCGCAGAUGUGCCAACGACGCUGCUUAAAACAGCUCCAGAUACAUGUGCUGUCUUUAUUGUGUCUAAAGGUAGGCUCAUAACAAGCAGAUCAGCGACUCGGACUCAGACACCUCAAGGUCCUCAACACUCUCCUCCUCCUUCAAAACAACCCGCAAUGAUGUCUGAUCCUGGCCCACCAAGUUAUACCCCUUCCAGUGAACCCGGAAGGUCAUCUCCUGCGUUGAAAGAAGAUUUUUCUCCACCUAAACCUCAUUACAAGCCAACCAUUAACAGGAGUCCUCUGUCAGAGCUUAGCAAUGAAUCCUCUUCCAGCGGUCACAGUGCUGAAUCAAAUGCUAGUUUCUACAGCAUCCUAGGACGAUCCACCUAUGGUGGAAGCUCACACUCUUCCACAUCCAUGUCUGAGAUGACUGAUGGAGAGGAAGGCUUAUCUGAGGGAAUUAUCACUGAACACCAGAAUCAAAAUCUUGAAGCAGAGGUGAGAAGAUUGAGACUCCAAUUGCAGCAGUUUAACGCUUCCAUGUGUAGAGAAAGUGCCCCUCAUCUUCAAGUACCUAGAGCUGCCGCGGAAACUGAAAAGCUGGAGGAAUCAAAGGCAGCAAGAGAGAUGCUUAGGGCUUUGUCUGAGAUGGAUAAGCAAAAAACACAGAGUGCGAUCGAAGCAGCUGAAAUGGCACAACGUCUAGCGGAAAUGGAGACCCACAAAAGAAGACUUGUGGAGAUGCAGGCCAGGUUCAAGGAACAGAAGAUGGCCAAUAGCAUAUCCUACAGAAGAUAUAGCAUAAGAGAUGUUGAAAGUGCUACAGACGGUUUUUCAGAUACUCUAAAGAUUGGGGAAGGAGGGUACGGACCUGUGUAUAAAGCCGUUCUUGAAAACACUUCUGUUGCCAUCAAAAUCUUGAAGUCAGAUAUUUCACAAGGCCUGAAGCAGUUCAACCAAGAGAUCGAGGUUCUAAGUUGCAUGAGGCACCCUAACAUGGUGAUCCUCCUCGGUGCUUGUCCCGAGUAUGGCUGUCUUGUGUAUGAGUACAUGGAAAAUGGAACACUAGAAGAUCGUCUCUUCUGCAAAGAUAAUACUCCACCAUUAUCUUGGAGAGAACGGUUCAGAAUCGCUGCUGAGAUUGCUACAGGACUUCUUUUCCUUCACCAGGCCAAACCCGAGCCACUAGUACAUCGAGAUCUGAAGCCAGCAAACAUUCUGCUAGACAGACAUUUCAUUAGCAAAAUCAGUGAUGUUGGUUUAGCUCGGUUGGUACCUCCCGCUAUUGCUGAUAGCUUCAGCCAUUAUCACAUGACUGCUGCAGCCGGUACAUUUUGUUAUAUUGACCCCGAGUACCAGCAAACGGGAAUGCUUGGAGUGAAGUCUGACUUGUACUCAUUUGGGGUGGUGCUUCUGCAAAUCAUCACAGCGAUGCCAGCAAUGGGUUUAAGCCAUAGAGUAGAGAAAGCAAUUGAGAAGAAGAGACUCAGAGAAGUUUUGGAUCCAAAAAUAUCAGACUGGCCUGAAGAAGAGACUCUGGUUCUAGCUCAGUUGGCUCUGCAGUGCUGCGAGCUGCGGAAAAAGGAUAGACCUGAUCUUGCUUCCGUUUUGCUGCCUGCACUGAGCAAACUACGGGAGUUUGCAACAGAGGAUCAUGAAGUACGUAACUCCAACAGAAUAUUUUCUGUGUCACGUGCUCACAAUUCGGUUCCUCUUUCCCCAAUAUCUUCCUCUCAGGUUGGUUUAUUAGAACCUGCAAUAACACAUAUCUAAUCUUCAUCUCGAAAAGGAAUACAAUAUCGACUUCUUUGAUU